UCCACUUUCUUUUCUUUAUAAUUUGUUUAGUUUACGUUUCUUUAUUGCACUUUUCUAUAUUCUCCUCUAAUUCAAUGUACAUACAACAUAUCUUUUGUAAGUUGUAACAAAUCUGAGUGCCGUGUGUUUCAAGCUUUUGGCCAAAUAUGGGUUGCAUCGUUUCUUCUCGGAAAAAGAAACCGGCAACAAAAGGGUUCCCGGAAAACCGUCCUCGCUUCCAUACUCUUCCAUCAGAAAGAAGAAUAGCUGAUGAUGAUGGUCAUGAUCAAUCCCAAAAGGUUUCAGAACUGUUGCAGAUGAGUGAUACUUUAUUAGGUCAUCCCAAGGAGCUUAAGAGAGAAGAAAGUGUUCUUGUUGUUAAUGUUCAUCCUCGUUCAUCGGAAUUAGCUGCCUCCGGUUGGCCACCGUGGCUUAUCUCUGUAGCUGGCGAAGCACUUGCCGGUUGGAUCCCUGGCCGUGAAUCUGACUUUGAGAAGCUAGAACAAAUUGGGAGAGGAACAUUCAGUAAGGUGUUCAAAGCUAGAGAUCUUCUUCGUAACCAGACUGUGGCUUUGAAGAGAAUCCGGUUUGAUCUCAAUGACUCAGAAAGCACCAAGUGUAUAGCCAGAGAGAUCAUGAUCCUACGCAAGUUGGAUCAUCCAAAUGUCAUCAAACUGGAAGGGUUAAUGCUAGUAGACCACGAUUCCUCUACCCUUUACCUGAUCUUUGAGUACAUGGAACAUGACCUCUUGGGACUCUCUUCAUUACUCGGUGUCCAAUUCUCAGAACCUCAGGUUAAAUGCUACAUGAGGCAGCUCUUACGAGGGCUUGAUCAUUGUCACACUAAUAAUGUACUCCAUCGGGACAUAAAAAGCUCAAACCUUCUGAUCAACGGUCAUGGAGUCCUUAAGAUUGCAGAUUUUGGGUUAGCUACGUUCUUCGAUCCUCAUAACAGUGUUCCCUUGACAACUCAUGUUGCAACUUUAUGGUAUCGACCUCCUGAGCUUUUGCUUGGAGCCUCUCAUUAUAGUGCUGGGAUCGAUUUGUGGAGCACAGGCUGCGUGAUAGGUGAAUUAUAUGCCGGAAAGCCUAUUCUUCCUGGAAAAAACGAGACAGAUCAACUGCAUAAGAUAUUCGAGUUGUGUGGAUCGCCUUCAGAUGAUUAUUGGACAAAACUAAAGCUACAGCUGUCAGCUCCAUUGAGACCAAUGUUUCCAUAUGGAUCACGUAUAGCAGAGACAUUCAAAGAUUUUCCAACUUCUGUUAUUUCACUUCUAGAGACCUUGCUCUCAAUAGAUCCAGAUUUUCGAGGCACUGCAGCUAGUGCUCUGAAGAGCAAAUACUUUAAAACUGAGCCAUUGCCUUGCGAUCCAUCUUUUCUACCAAAAUACCCUCCCAGUAAGGAAAUCAACCUUCAAAUGCGCUAUAAAACAAGAAAACACGCUUCACAAGUUAGAAGGACAGACGAACCACAAACUAUCCAGCCAAUACUUGCAGAUUCUUCUCUUACAAAACCGGUGCAGAGAAAGUGCUCAAAUUCUACGAGCGAAGACAAUUCAUUUACAAAGUCUUACGAGGAAGACGAGUCAGCCAGUUUACCAGAUGAUUCUGCUAGACACAUGCAAACAUCUACGGACACAAUAACUGAGGAUGAAACUAUACCCCACGUCUCUUACACGGACCCAUCUAGAGAAGACCAGAAUCUAGGUGGAUCAAUGAAUAUGGAGGAACACAUACCUUGGCCUAUGAGUCCGUCUAGAGUUAACCCAACAGCAAUUCUGCCUAGCCUUUACGAGAAUGGGACAUCUUCUUCUGGAGGAGUAGGCAUCAGACCCACUCUGAUUGAGACAUAUACUGUCAUUUAGAUUAAAAUGGAAAAAAGAAGAAGAUUCAAACACAAAAAUAAACUUUCUUGGUCAA
This is a messenger RNA of Capsella rubella, 1899 nucleotides long. RefSeq names its product probable serine/threonine-protein kinase At1g54610. Gene Ontology annotation, biological process: positive regulation of transcription elongation by RNA polymerase II; protein phosphorylation. Lineage: Eukaryota; Viridiplantae; Streptophyta; Magnoliopsida; Brassicales; Brassicaceae. The transcript has 6 exons. Gene Ontology annotation, cellular component: cyclin-dependent protein kinase holoenzyme complex; nucleus. Gene Ontology annotation, molecular function: RNA polymerase II CTD heptapeptide repeat kinase activity; cyclin-dependent protein serine/threonine kinase activity; ATP binding. The record is from RefSeq and is a predicted model, not a curated record. The coding region runs from base 147 to 1844 and encodes 565 amino acids.